Molecule: messenger RNA, 6722 nt
Organism: Oncorhynchus kisutch (coho salmon)
Lineage: Eukaryota; Metazoa; Chordata; Actinopteri; Salmoniformes; Salmonidae
Product: ubiquitin carboxyl-terminal hydrolase 11-like
Exons: 21
Coding region: 255-3278 (1007 amino acids)
Biological process (GO): protein deubiquitination
Cellular component (GO): nucleus
Molecular function (GO): cysteine-type deubiquitinase activity
Source: RefSeq, a predicted model, not a curated record
UUGUUGUUGUACAAUUAUCUUAAUAAAAUCCCUUAACCACAGUGCUAGCCUUAUGCCUAACCUAAAUUAAGACCAAUAAGUAAGUUUUGUUGUAAUAUAUUUUUAUGAUAUUGCCAAUUGUUACUUCGUGGCUAUAGUAACUAGCUAGUGGAAAAUGCUUUACAUCGAUACGGUUACCCUAUCACAUAUUCUAUGCGGUAACGUUAGUUGACUUCAGUGGUUUACUUGCAGAAUCCUGAUAUUUGUGAGUGAUCAUGGCUGCUACUACUUCAGCCGCAGUUACAGAAUCUCCUGGGCUAGAGACUCAACGCAAAGAAAUCGAGUCUCUGCUUCAGGAACAUGAACUCUGUGCAGGGGAUACUUGGUACCUGGUGGAAAGGCGAUGGUAUGAGCAGUGGAAGGAGUAUGUGGUGACAGGAGACCAGAACUCCUCAUCUUUCCCUGGACAGAUCGACAACACAGAGCUGUUUGAGGAACUGGAUUCCUACCAUCUGAAGGAGCGUCUGGUGGAGAAUGAGGACUUUGUGUUGAUCCCUGCCGAAGCAUGGUGCAAUCUGCUGGCCUGGUAUGGCAUGGUAGAUGAUCAGCCUGCCCUGGAGCGGAAGGUCGUGGAUCUACCCAGCACAGUCAAGGUUGAGGUCUAUCCUGUGGAAAUCUUCCUGUGUCUCCAUAGCAACAUGGAAAAUGUUGUGACCGCACAGUUUAGCCGUGUAGAUCACAUCCAUACGAUUCAGAAGGUGAUGAUGAAGCAGUUUGAUGUGGUCGAGGGAGCAGAGACCCGGCUGUGGAUGAAGAGCUCAGACACCUGCUGUGAGAGGCUGCGGAACGUUCAUGUCAAUGUCCUCGACUCCAGCCUAAGCUCUGGCAUGACGGUGAUCAUGGAGAUGAGGAAUGAAGAUGGUACAUGGCCCAGCUCCAGACCGCAGAUCAUGUGGGGGUUCCUUCUUUUUCAUUUAGAAAAAAAAAAUCAUAGGAACUCUGUGGAGGAGCAGGAAUCAUACCGAGGCCAGCCAGGAGUCUGUGGCCUCACCAACCUAGGAAACACAUGUUUCAUGAACUCUGCCCUGCAGUGUCUCAGUAACACCCCUCCACUGACUGAGUACUUCCUGCAGAGUGCCUAUCUGGAGGAGCUCAACUUCACCAACCCUCUGGGCAUGAAGGGGGAGAUAGCAGAGGCCUAUGCUGAUGUCAUCAAACAGAUGUGGUCAGGGAGGCACUACUCUGUAGUUCCCCGGCUCUUCAAGACCAAGGUUGGCCACUUUGCCUCUCAGUUUCUUGGCUACCAGCAGCAUGACUCCCAGGAGCUGCUCUCCUUCCUGCUGGAUGGGCUUCAUGAGGAUCUCAACCGGGUCAAGAACAAGGAGUACAUUGAGCUGAGGGAUGCUGAUGGUAGGCCUGACCAGGAAGUGGCAGAGGAAGCGUGGCAUAACCACCGGCGACGUAACAACUCUGUGAUUGUUGACACCUUCCACGGGCUUUUCAAGUCCACCCUGGUUUGCCCCGAGUGCCGCAAAGUGUCGGUCACCUUUGACCCCUUCUGCUACCUCAGUGUGCCCCUGCCUGUUAGCAAGGACCGGGUGAUGGAGGUCUUCUUCGUUUCUCUGGAUCCUGUGGCCAAACCUGUUCAGCAUCGCUUGGUUGUACCCAAAGCUGGAAAAGUGUUUGAUCUGUGCUCCGCUCUCUCGGAAAUGACCGACGUCUCCGUUAAUCAAAUGGUUGUGGCUGAUGUGUUCAACCACCGCUUCUAUAAGAUCUACCAUGCUGAUGAGUCUCUAAGCUGCAUCCUGGACCGGGACGACAUAUUUGUGUAUGAGCUGAGCAGUGGCUCUGUGGAGGAGGAGGGGGAUGAGGUGGUGCUGGCUCUGUACCUGAGGGAGCGUUCUCAUUACAGGGACUCCGGCUCCGGGAGUAGCAGCUGCGGUACGUCCCUGUUCGGACACCCACUGCUCAUGGCUGUGCCUCGAGUCCAGUGCAGCCGCAACGCCCUCUAUCACCUCUUCCUGCAGCGGCUAGCACGGUAUGUCCGACCACCAGAUCCCUCAGAGGAGGAUGAAGAUGACGAGGAACUUUACAAGAUCCAGACCAAUGGUGUCAGCGAUGAUGAUGGUGAGGAUAAUGGUAUGAGGCCAGGACCCUUUAAGAGAGAUGACUGUUGUGAUGGUGGCCAAUGGGAUGGCCAAGCGGAUGGCCCUGCUGUGACCCAAACUCAGCCAGAGCAGGCACAAACCCAGGAGUCUGGAAAACCGGCUCAGGCUGAGGGGGCCAUUGGAGAAGUCAGGGCAGGGUGCAGCACAAAGGACAGUGCCUCAGCAUCCUGUAGUGCUGGAGCCAGUGCUGGAGUUCCAACAAACAGCCAGCAGGGUGCAGGCCUUCAGCAGCAGCAGCAGCCAUGUGAGACUGAGGAAGAGGAGGAGAAGGGUGAGUGCCCCCCGCAGACCAACGAGGGGCAGGCCAAGAGGAAGGGCUACCAGGCCAGACGCAGAAAGCUGCUCUUCUCCAUCCACGCUGUCAACUCCAAUGGCACUACGGAGAGAGGCAUGGGAGAGGACGGCAGUGCCUUCUCUUUUAGCUCUCAACCAUAUGUGGCCAUUGACUGGGAUCCUGACAUGAAGAAGAAAUGCUACAAUGAGAAUGAGGCAGAGAAGUAUGUAAAACACCAAAGCAUGGAGGUCCCUCAUCAGCAGACCACAGUGCAGCUGCAGGAGUGCAUAGAGCUCUUCACCACUGUGGAAAUCCUGGAGGAAGAAAACCCCUGGUACUGCCCAAUAUGUAAGAAACACCAACUGGCCACUAAGAAACUGGACCUGUGGUCACUGCCUGAGGUUCUCAUAAUCCACCUGAAACGCUUCUCCUACACCAAGUACUCCAGGGAGAAGUUGGAUAUCAUCGUUGACUUUCCUCUCAGACACCUCGACUUCUCAGGUUGUCUGCUGAGGAAGACUGGUACAAACGGAGAGCCACCCAGCCGAUAUGAUCUAAUAGCAGUUUCCAACCACUACGGCGGACUCCGAGAUGGACAUUACACCAGCUAUGCCCGGAACAAAGACAAUGGACAAUGGUAUUACUUCGAUGACAACAAGGUGACGUAUGCAAGGGAGGAACAAAUUGUGACUAAUGCUGCCUACCUCCUGUUCUACCACCGCCAAGACAAGAUUCGUCAGCCCACCUUACCCCCCCCCUCGGACAGCUCCUCCUCUCCCACCCAGCCUGCUAAUGUCACUUCCCACAAACAUGGGAUGGAGAGAGCCACUUCCUGUGUCAACAUGGAAACAGACUGAAGCAGAUUUUUUUUUUUGUAAUCUUUUUUUCCCCCGAGUUGAUGGGGCUUUGAUUUUAUAUUUUUUAUUUUCUAUUCCAAAAAACUUGAACCUUCUGCCUCUCCUCUGCAUUGAACAAGGUGUGAGAAGCGGAGGCUAGAUUCUCAGGCUGGUGCAGAAGCGUGAGGAAUGCAAUUUAUGCUUCUUCUACAUUUUUUUUUAUGAUCUAGUAAAUCUGGGGAGACCAAUGUAAUAGAAGAAUGUUGAAUGAUGAUAUCUGGUAUUGCUUAACCACAGACUAAGGUAUGUAGUAUCUGUCUAUGCUGAUGCAUAAUGGACCCCUUAGUGUUUAGACAUAAGCAAUUAUAAUUUAGUUGGUUCAAUCAAGACCUAUGAAUUGUGAAUAUCUGUGCACCACUAUUCAUCUCUGCUAUGAUGCAUUGCUGCAAACAUUACCUCAAACUUUGAUUACUGCUGUUGAGCUCAAUCGAGGAAGAUUUCCUUGAGGCUCUUUGAAUAGAAUGGAAUACAUUUUGCUUUAGAAGGUAAAUCACAACAUCUGAGGCUAACGACACAGAUAACUAAUUCAGUUUACUCCUGAUUUAAAAAUGAGAUUACAGUCCCCUGUUACUCAAAUGUUCUUUAUAUCAGGGACUGCAUUAACAGAAAGAGAAACAUUGCAAUGUGAUUUAUUUACACUACAUGGCCCAAAGUAUGCUCGUCAAACAACGUAUUCCAAAAUCAUGGACAUUAAUAUGAUUUUGGUCCCCCCUUUGCUGUUAUAACUGCAUCCACUCUUCUGGGAAGGCUUUCCCCUAGAUGUUGGAGCAUUGCUGUGUGGACUUGCUUCCAUUAAGCCACGAGCAUUAGUGAGGACGGGCACUGAUGUUAUGCGAUUAGGCCUGGCUCGCAGUCGGUAUUGCAAUUCAUCAAAGGUAUUCAACGGUUUGAGGUCAGGGCUCUGUGCAGGCCAGUCUAGUUCUUCCACACUGAUCUCAACCAACCAUUUCUGUAUGGACCUUGCUUUGUGCUCGGGGACAUUACCAUGCUGAAACAGGAAAGGGCCUUCGCCAAACUGCACAGAAUCGUCUAGGAUGUCGCUGUAGCAUUAAGAUAUCCCUUCACUGGAACUAAGGAGCCUAGCCCCGAACGAUGAAAAACAGUCCCAGACCAUUAUUCCUGAUCCACCAAACUUUACAGUCGGCACUAUGCAUUUGGCCAGGUAGCGUUCUCCUGACAUCCGCCAAACCGAGAUUUGUCCGUCGGACUGCCAGUUGGCGUGAUUCUUUACUCCAGAGAACGUGUUUCCACUAGCCCAGAGUCGUCUACUCCAGCCGAUGCUUGGCAUUGCGCAUGGUGAUCUAAGGCUUGUGUGCGGCUGCUUGGCCAUGGAAACCCAUUUCAUGAAGCUCCCGACGAACAGUUCUUGUGCUGAUGUUGCUUCCAGAGGUAGUUUGGAACUCGGGAGUGAGUGUUGCAACUGAGGACAGACCAUGUUUACGCUCUACUUGCUUGAACACUUGAUGGUCCCGUUCUGUGAGCUUGUGUGGCCUACCACUUCGCGGCUGAUCUGUUUUUGCUCCUAGACAAUUUCCGCUUCACAAUAACAGCACUUACAGUUGACCGUGGCAGCUCUAGCAGGGCAGAAAUUUGACAAACUGACUGGUUGAAAAGGUGGCAUCCCAUGACGGUGCCACGUUGAAAGUCGCAGAGCUUUUCAGUACAGGCCAUUCUACUGCCAAUAUUUACCUAUGGAGAUUGCAUGGUUGUGCUCGAUUUUAUACACCUGUCAGCAACGGGUGUGGCUGAAAUAGCUGACUCUACUAAUUUGAAGGGGUGUCCACACACUUUUAGCCAUGUAGUGUAGAACAAAGGUAAACAAAAGACCGUAGUAUUCGAAACAAACACUUUGAAUACAGUUGCAGGUGCCAUGGAAUAGCUUUGUGUAUUUUCUCUUGUGAUCCAUUUUUUUUAAUUAUCAGAGCAGGUAUGUGUUUUUAAUUCACUUACAAAUACACAUUGGGCAUCUCAGCACUUCUGCAGAUCUUCCAUUUCUGGUUAGAAUUAUCUUUCCACUAUCAAGAAUGAUUUUGAUCAUCUCUGGUGCAGGACAUUAACAGAUGCAUAUUCUUGGGAUUUAAAAGGAAUUUAUACUCUUAUCUUAGUAAAAGCAUAUAGCUACACAUUUACAAUUUAGGUAUCACAGUUGUAUUAUAGUCUGCGCAAUUUCUUAAUGAAGAGUAAUGAGAAAUACAGCAAAGUGCUUUCUGGAUAGAGCUCUUAAAUUAUUUUUAAAGCCCAACUGUACAGUAUUUUUGUAUUGUAAUAAAUGUAUUCUUUGAUCAUCUGGAUCAGAUGCAGGGGAUUGGUGAUUUAUUUACUUUACUUAAUAAUAGAUGGAAUAUUUAUUGUAUAAUCUUUUGUAAUUAAUAACUUCUGAAUUUGAUGACAAUAGUCAUGAGGUAGAUUUUUCACUUUUACAUGACCGCCUGGCUUUCCUGAUAUCUUUUUAACAAAUUAUCAGGAUUCAUAAACCCUUGAUCUAAGGUAGCUGUGAGAGCUGGUUAACUCUAGCCCUUCUCUAGAGAUGUAUUGCAGUUUAGAUUGGGCUGUGGCCAUACUCUGAUUCCCAAGGCCUGCCUCGUUUGGGUUCUUUAUUUCCCUGAUAUAGUAAUAUACAGUAUAUAGGAACAUAAUACUGUCAGGAAACCUGUGAAAGGACAAUCUUCACAUUUUUGUCACAUUGGCACAGUAUGUUAAAGCACAAUUUUGUAUAGAAAACACCUUUUGGUUUCUACUGUAAACAGUGAGGAAGAAUGCAUGAGGUUAAUACCAACCUGUCUACACAAUUAUUUUGCUCACCAACACCUGUUUGAUCUGAAAUUGCUGUUCACAAUUUAGCAGCCAUUUUGUACAAGGGAGUGACCGGAAUGUUAUAUUUUAGUGUUAACACAUGAUUGGUGAUACUGCUGUAAAUGUCUGGGCUUUUAGUGGGAACAGAGGAAGAACUCUCCAAGGUGGCUUUGUGCUUUUUCUGAACUAUCUGGAAUAGACGACAGGUUGCCAUAACAAACAAAUUCAUUGGUCCUCCCAAACUACUUAACAUCCAGUAUGAUAUGGUCCUCCCAAACUACUUAACAUCCAGUAUGAUACACAGGGAGCCUAACUCAGAUAUUUUUCCACUAAUUGAUCUUUUGCCAAUAAUUGGGCAAAAUAUCAGAAUUGAGCUGCCUGUCUAAACUCAGCCUAACAUCCACAUUUAGGAUGUUAUAGUGCACUGAAUAUUGUACCAACUUUAUUAUAGGAGGAACUUUAUAUAAGGUAAAGUUUUAAUAUUUAUACCCCAAUGAAAAUUGGCAUUUCACACUUGCAUUGUCUUCCUUUGAGUUCAAUGUGGCGUUGACUUAAUGCAGUGAAGUUGCUGCUUUCCAAUGAGUAUGUGAAAUAAAAUAAAUCAAUGAUGAA